CAAUCUUCUCUGCACAAACCUUCCCUGACUCUAAGAAAAACAAAUGAAUAGUCACUGCCAGCCGAUUUAGAUUCUGUAAUGCUAUAUAAAUGCCAUCAUUUCCCUUUUUCCCCUGCCCAAGUUAUCGUUCCUCACCCCAAUAAUAGAACUAGAGCCGCAUCGCUACGAACCUCGGCCCGCCUGCACCUCAAAUCCGGGGAAACCAUCACAACCUACAAUUUUUGCCCAUAACCCAUUUCCUCCACGACAACCCGAUAUUUCUUUCGCCGACACGGGUACAGGAAUGCGCCUGUAGCUACAAAACCCACAGUGCGCACAACUCCUUCCUCCUUGCCCAGCAUGUCCUUCGACCCCUCCCAAUGCGUGGGCGACUGCCCAUUCUGCACCAUCAGCACAACCUUCGCCGCGACGCCCCCCUCCGCACCCAUAGCCUUCAACGCGGACCUCGUCUCACCGGCCGCAUUCGUGGUGCUCAGCACGCCGCUGGUGAUGGCGUUUUUGGAUAUCAUGCCGUUGUCGCCGGGGCACUUGCUGGUUACGACGAGGGCGCAUCAUGAGAAGGUGUCGGAUGUGACGGAGGAGGAGGCGAGGGAGUUGGGGUAUUGGUUGCCGGUGUUGAGUAGGACGUUGGCGAAGGCGACGGGGGUGUGGGAUUGGAAUAUUGUGCAGAAUAAUGGCGCUGCUGCUGCACAGGUUGUGCCGCAUGUUCACUUCCAUAUUAUUCCUCGACCGGCUUUGACUCCGGAACUUCGCAAUAAGAGCUUUACUAUGUUUGGGAGAGGGCAGAGAACGGACCUCGAUGAGGAGGAAGCGGCCGAGCUGGUGGAGAAGCUCAGACAGGAACUGGCGAGGGAAACUGGGAAGCCGAAGAUAUGACUGCCAUGUCGGCUUUGCCUGGUAUAAUAAGAUGGGCGGAUGGGAUUGUACAACAUAAUGCCUCUCGACGAGUAUCAUUUAUACGAUAGUUUGCGUUGAAGUUGCGGGGUGGGCGGUGAUUGGCGGAUUAAGCAUGGAUCUACAAGCGGAUGUUGUAUGUUUUGGAAGGUUAGAGAUGAGAUUUGGGAUACCGCGAGAGUUUAUUUAGAAUAUUUGAUAGCGAUAUUAGAUACUUUUCAACUUCAUCUUUUGUUG
Molecule: messenger RNA, 1131 nt
Organism: Pseudogymnoascus verrucosus
Lineage: Eukaryota; Fungi; Ascomycota; Leotiomycetes; Thelebolales; Thelebolaceae
Exons: 2
Coding region: 340-876 (178 amino acids)
Biological process (GO): nucleotide metabolic process
Molecular function (GO): catalytic activity
Source: RefSeq, a predicted model, not a curated record